CUGAGGGGAGUCUUUGACUUGUUCUGGUGGCUCAUAAAGAUCUGCAGCCGGAGACGCACACAUUUGGUGGACAACACUAUAACACUGGGAGCUAAAGAUGUCACAACACAACAUGCUCUUCUUCAUCUUUUUGGCUGCCGUUUCUUCAGUAGUUGAUCUGAGUGACAUGGAAGCCACUUAUAGGCCAGACAGUAUCUGUGCAUUGGAAGGAUCAACUGUGAGGAUUAACUGUGUAUACAAAUAUUCAGCAGGUGUUAAUAUUCAAAACGAAAUGUGGUUUUAUGGUACUAAAAAAUACGACGUAACUAGUGACAGAGAAACCACAGUGUAUCAUACAAAUGAGUGGGAAGUGCCCAGCAGUUACAGACACCGAGUUCAGUUCUUGGGGAACAGAAACAAAAAGUGCUCCAUAAAUAUCAGCAACGUGAGCAGAGAGGACAGCGGCUUCUACACGUUUGGAGUGCAAAAAUAUUCUUCAGGCUAUUAUUACUGGACUUUUGAGCCAGGAGUCCAUGUCACAAUCACAGGUCUAAAGAUUGAAGCAACAGCAAAAAAUGUAAAAGAAAAUGACCCAGUGACCCUGAGGUGUAAAAUGAAUUGCAGCCUUUACGGCAGCGUUUUUUGGUUUAGAAAUGGACGACGUUUAAAUCACACUUCGGCAGAGCUGAAGAUCCAGAGAGCCUCCUAUGAAGACCACGGCAAUUUCUCUUGUCAGAACGACAAUUUCACAUCCCCAGAGUUUCUACUGAAUGUUGAGUACAUUCCCAAGAAUGCCGUCAUCACUGUUAAGCCGGCCACUUGCACAGAAGAGAUGACAUUGGUGACUUUAUACUGCAAAGCUUUGGCAAACCCACCCUGUACCUACAGCUGGGUCAAGGAGAACAGGAGCCAAGUAGGAUCAGAAGAACAACUGCACAUCACUGAGUUCAACAGGAGUCAUGCCAGGUCCUACCACUGUGAAGCCACAAAUAAAUAUGGGACAGUAAAGUCUCCAGCUAUCAACGUGACAGUAAACGAAAACAUGAAUUGUUCAGACAACAAGCCCUUGAAUAUUGCACUGUAUUCUUUACUGAGUGCUGCAGUCCUAGCAGGAUUGGCAUUGGCGGUUUUCAUACUUUUAAGGAAAAGGACCAAGAAGACAAAACAGCAAAAUGGAGACGUCCAAGGAAGAAAUGAGACUGCCAUAAGUCCCGUCUAUGAAGACGUACCCAAUGCUGAACCUGCUCAGCAGAAUAAGCAGGAAGACGAGCAAACUUUGAAUUACAUGUCCGUGCAGUUUAAAUCUCACCCUAGCAAAACAAUAAAUGACAAAGAAGAAGAAAAGAGAGUAGACAAUGCUAAAGACAUCAUCUACACUGCAGUAGUCACUAAGUGAUAAGGUGUGUGUGUCUGUGGACCCCGACUGCGGAGGCUGCAAUGAACACGGCUGGAUUGUUGGCUUCUGUGAAAUGACUGAAUUGAUCAAAGACGAAGUCUGCACAAAUAAAAUGAACAAAUAAAACACAAUUGUGACCCUCUGAAGUGUACGUGACCAGUGUCCAGCUGUGACCCUGCAGGUCAGCCAAUAGACCAAGUGGGUCUUAAGGACGUGCGCACUUUCAGUGGAUUACUUGUCAGAAAGAUCAACAUUGGCCUUCAUGCCCAGGGGCCAGCGAGGGGACAUUCAGUGUCAGAGCCGAAUUAGCAAAAUACUGAAAGUGGGAGAACCUUUGAAUGGGAAGAGUUUCUCCUUUGCACAAACUAUAAAAAGUAUAAAGCAUUUUGGAAAUCAGGUGACAUUUUCCUCUGUAUUACUGAGAACAUUAAAAAAGGAUGAACUAACUAACGUGUAUAACGCGUCUGCCUAAAUCAA
Polypterus senegalus (gray bichir) is the source of this 1852-nucleotide messenger RNA. RefSeq names its product B-cell receptor CD22-like. The transcript has 9 exons. Bases 98 to 1375 code for a protein of 425 amino acids. The record is from RefSeq and is a predicted model, not a curated record. NCBI's taxonomy places the organism in Eukaryota, Metazoa, Chordata, Cladistia, Polypteriformes, Polypteridae.